Molecule: messenger RNA, 2121 nt
Organism: Ananas comosus (pineapple)
Lineage: Eukaryota; Viridiplantae; Streptophyta; Magnoliopsida; Poales; Bromeliaceae
Product: monocopper oxidase-like protein SKU5
Exons: 9
Coding region: 116-1939 (607 amino acids)
Molecular function (GO): copper ion binding; oxidoreductase activity
Source: RefSeq, a predicted model, not a curated record
GCACUCUACGUGAGUAGAGAGAGAAAGAAGAGAGAGAAGUGAACAAGUACUGCACUGCAGUUUUUGUUUUGUCAUCGUAAUUGCAUUCGAUCAAGAAGGUCGAUAAGAAGCAGUAAUGGUAAUGGUAAUGGCAAUGGCGGCGGCGGCGGCGGCGGCGGCGGCGGCGGCGGCGGCGGCGGCGGCGACGAUGUUUGCAGCGGCGAUGAUGUGCACCGUCGUCAUCGCCGGCGACCCCUUCGCGUACUUCGAUUGGGACGUCUCCUACGCCACCGCCGCCCCUCUCGGGGUUCCGCAGCAGGUCAUAACAAUCAACAAGCAGUUCCCGGGCCCAGUUAUGAACAUCACCACCAACUGGAAUGUUGUAGUGAAUGUCCUCAACAACUUGGAUGAGCCCCUUCUCCUCACUUGGGACGGAAUUCAGCAGCGGAAAAGCUGCUGGCAGGACGGCGUGCUGGGGACGAACUGCGCGAUACCGUCGGGAUGGAACUGGACUUACCAGUUCCAGGUGAAGGAUCAGAUCGGGAGCUUCUUCUACUUUCCGUCCCUUGGACUCCAACGCGCCGCCGGAGGGUUCGGCGGCAUUACUGUCAACAAUCGGGAUGUGAUCCCCGUGCCAUUCGGCAAGCCCGACGGCGACUUCACCCUCUUUAUCGGCGAUUGGUACAGCAAGAACCACUCGGAGUUGAGGAAGAUGCUUGAUCAAGGGGAGGAUCUUGGGAUGCCCAAUGGGGUAUUGAUCAAUGGAAAGGGGCCGUAUCGGUAUAAUACAACGCUCGUCCCCGACGGUAUCGAAUACGAGACUAUAAAUGUCGAGCCAGGAAAAACGUACCGCAUUCGUGUCCACAACGUAGGCGUCUCCACCAGCCUGAACUUCCGGAUUCAAGACCACAACUUGCUUCUCGUCGAGGCCGAAGGGACGUACACCGUGCAGCAGAACUACACCAACCUAGAUAUCCACGUCGGGCAGUCGUGCUCUUUCCUAGUCACCAUGGAUCAGAACGCGAGCAGCGACUACUACGUCGUGGCGAGCGCGAGGUUCGUGAACGAAUCGCUCUGGAACCGAGUCACUGGUGUUGCCGUUUUACACUACUCGAAUUCCAAAGGCGAAGCAUCGGGCCCUCUUCCCGAUCCUCCUAACGAUUUCUACUACAAGUCAUAUUCGAUGAACCAGGCAAAAUCGAUCAGGAUGAAUGUGAGUGCGGGCGCGGCGCGACCUAAUCCUCAAGGAUCAUUCAAAUAUGGCUCAAUCAAUGUGACUCAAAUGUAUCAGCUGAGAAACGAGCCGCCUCGACUCGUCAGCGGAAAACGUCGAGCCACACUAAACGGAAUUUCGUAUUCUCCGCCAGAUACGCCAUUGCGCCUCGCGGAUUUAUACAACAAGAAGGGGGUGUACACAUUUGAUUUCCCCAAUAAGCCCACUAAUUCGCCGCCCAGUAUCUGCGCAUCUGUGAUUAAUGCAUCAUACAAGGGCUUCAUUGAGAUUGUGUUUCAGAACAAUGACACUGUAAUGCAGAGCUACCACUUGGAUGGAUACUCAUCUUUUGUCGUCGGGAUGGAUUACGAGGAAUGGACCGAGAACAGCAGGAAUUCGUAUAACAAAUAUGACGCUGUUUCUCGCUCGACAGUGCAGGUUUUUCCAGGAGCAUGGACCGCGGUAUUGGUCUCGCUAGACAAUGUGGGUAUCUGGAACUUGCGCGCGGAGAAUCUCGACUCGUGGUAUCUGGGCCAGGAGACGUAUCUGCGGGUCGCGGACCCAGCAGGUUACAACAAGACCGAGUUGCCAAUCCCGGAUAAUGCUCUCUUUUGUGGACUCCUCAAAGACAAACAAAAGGCUCAAGUACCUCAUGGGGAUCAGCAAAAAUCUUCUGCAACUGUGCCAGGAAAAGGCAAGCUACUGCUACUGAUACUGCUGCUGCUCACAUUGUGCUUUGUCCCAUAAUUUAUACAUUGAUUAAAUGACACAAAAUUUGGGAACUCUUUUCUUUUUUCUUUUUUUUAUUUUAUUUUGUUCUCUUUCAAAUUAUAGGAACAUGACAUGAUUGAGUAAAGAGAUUGUUCUAGGGUUCUUGAUGUUCUAAUCUUAUUCUUAUCAAAGUGAUUAACUUUAGUCAUGUGUUUCCU